Messenger RNA from Colletotrichum lupini, 3933 nucleotides. RefSeq lists its product as uncharacterized. Gene Ontology annotation, cellular component: cytoplasm. The record is from RefSeq and is a predicted model, not a curated record. Gene Ontology annotation, molecular function: protein binding; 2-oxoglutarate-dependent dioxygenase activity. Bases 1 to 3933 code for a protein of 1310 amino acids. The transcript has 13 exons. Lineage: Eukaryota; Fungi; Ascomycota; Sordariomycetes; Glomerellales; Glomerellaceae.
AUGGCCAUGCAGGUGUUUAAGCAGUGGCUUUCAGGGUCGUAUUUGAACUCGAUCAUUCAAUCGACAUUCGCCAUUGCCGUAUACCAAAACUAUUCCCUGAAGCGGACAGAUGCCGACAAGACGUCGGGACACACCGACGCUCAAGAGAGUCCUUCGAUAAUACUGGGCAAAGGCUCCGGGGAAGCGUCCGCCGGCGGGCAGGGAUACAACGUAAAAUGUCGCCAUUUCACCGGCUUAUGCCGUGACGCGUCGGUGUCCCGCCGAAUGCACGUUUGUCGGGAUGAUGCCGAUCGAGGCUAUAUACAUACAUCGACCGCAGGCGACCGGCAGAUUCUAUGGCAAAAGAUUGCGUGCUUCGCCAUUCCCACUAUCAUUCGCUGCACGUAUUCAAGUCCAGCCACCAUGUCGACCGAACCAUUGUACCCAGCCUACCUCCCCACCAGGCCCGACGGCUUCCAGCCGACAAUCGACGUGCCGUACUUUGAAGCCGAAGAACCCGGUGUCCGAGCCAAAGCCGCGCGAUCCGCCUCCUCCGCCUCCUCCAUCUUCCGGGACGGCGGCGGCGCCAAAGUGGAGAACAUCACACCCCGCGUCGGCGCCGAAGUCCGGGGUAUCCAGCUUAGCCAGCUCUCCAAGGCCGGUCUGGAUGAGGUCGCGCUGCUAGCGGCUGAGAGGGGUGUUUUGGUUUUUGUAGGUCUUCCAUCGCGGAUAGAGAGUGAUGAUGGUCACGCCAUCGCCAGGCAAAAGGAGAUCGUGAGGCACUAUGGCCCUCUACACAAGCACCCCACGAUGGGAUACCCAGAAGGCACAGGUCCUGAAUUCCACGUCGUCUACGCAGACGAGAAAGCAGGCAACCUCCGCACCCUCCUCGGUCCCCGCACAACCUACGACCUCUGGCACAUAGACCAAACCUUCACCCCAAACACCCCCUCAACGACCUUCUUCUGGGUCCUUGAAACGCCCGCCUCAGGCGGCGGCGACACGGCCUUCACAUCCCUAACAGCAGCCUACGCGGCCCUCUCCCCAGCCUACCGCGCCACCCUCCGCGGCCUGCGGUUAUUCCACACCUCCGCUUCCGUAGGUGAAGUUGCGCGCGUGGGCACGGAGCGCGCUCUCCGCGAGGCCGUAUCGACGACACAUCCGCUGGUGAUCCGGCACCCUGUAACGGGCGAGCCGAGUUUAUUCGUGAAUCCGACGAUUGCGAGGCGGGUAGAGGGGUUUUUGCCCGAGGAGUCGGAUGCGCUGUUGGGGUUUCUGCAUAAUCACGUCAAGAGUUUGGAUUUCAGUUGUCGGGUGAGGUGGGAGGCUGGGUCGGUUGUUGUGUGGGAUCAGAGGAGCGUUGCGCAUAGCGCGGUGCCGGAUUUCAGGGAGGGAGAGAGGAGGCAUAUGGUGAGAAUCAUACCGUAUGGAUCGAGGCCUGAGCCUGCGUUUCCUGAGGAGCAACAAGCCAGUCGAGAGGAUGGAGAGGUGCGGAAUAGUAUCUCCAUACUUCAGGAUACAGACGCGUGUUGUCUACGUAGACAAUAUACAGUCACUUGGCUUGCGAGGGAUAGCAAAACCUCGAAUCACCUUGCCGGGUUUCUUCAUCAACCCCGCACUCUCGAUUCUUCAGAGUGCGAUGAUCAUACGCAUCCAGACCGAUUUGGAGUGCGACAUAAGUGCGAUAAGUGCGGUGAAAGUGCGACGGCAAUGCCAUUCGUCAACCCCACUACUGUCCCGCUCCCGUGCAUGAAGGAGUGUGUCGCACUUACAAGUGCGAUGGCCAACCCCGGUCUGCAUGACAGCCUUACGAGUAUCAUCGUGAAUAAGUACUUGUUUUCUAGCUUGACGGGCGGUCAAAGAUCGAUCUUCACUAGAGUUUCAAUGGCGGUCAACCCGGCUCCCAACAUCGGAUCGCCGGUUGGACCACCUCCUGCGCCUUUGCCCUUCAGCUUGCAAACGUCGCAAGAUGUGAGCGACAUUCAAGAAGAGUCCAACAAACGAAAGAAACCACCAAGGAAACUGGACAGUAUCUCGGUCCUCUUCCAAGCGCUUACCUUGCCCCGCCUGUACGGCAGAGCGCUUAUGGCUUCGGUCAGAAAAUUGCUGACAAGCGAGCUGCGAAGUGCCUUCCUCAACCUCGAACAUGGCCGCAAAAGCGAAGAAGAGCCUGGAAGCAUGAUGAGUAUCCCGAGCGACCGGGGAUCCCACGGCCAAGAUCAUGGUGGCUCUAGCACUUUUUGGAACUGCGAAGAUCUUAUGGAUAUACUUACCGCAGUCCAGCUUCUGAACAGCGUAUACGAAGUCCAUCAUCACCAAAGAACCUCCUUGCUAGAUAUUCUCGAUUUCCAAAAGACUCCCUGCCAAAGCAAUGGACCUGGGACUCAGGCACAGCUCGAUGUACCCUACGUCUCGGGCCUCCAUCAGACCUUACCACUUCUCAAAGACAGGAUAUCGAUCGCCAUCAAGACGAGACUCGGUCACGGCAAGACUACGUGUUUCGCGGAGAGGAUGUUGUUUGAGAAUACUCUCAGUGAGCUACACAGCAAUUUGCCGAAGCGUCCGCUUAUUGAUGGCCCUGUCGAAACCCAUAAACUACUCAUACGCGAACAGAUCUCAGACCUGAUGUUUCGGUCCAGGUCAAGCACGUCGGAGACCAUUACGUUGAAAGCGAUAGUCUCAUUAUCCACCACACUUUCUUCGAGGCUUCCGAUACUUUUGAAGAAAUUUGAUCUCUACGACUGGUCUUACGUUGAACAGGGCUUCGGCCCAGAAUGGGAGAAGUUGGUCCCCCAUGCGGUUGUUGGGUGUCUCCUCUUCGCUCCGGGCGAUCUCUACUCAGACUCGCAGCCAUACGCCAAGAUCUGGGCUCACGACAUUCUGGUGAAAGAGGGCGCGAAGUACCCCAUAGUCGCACGGGAUCUCGCCCUCAUCCCGCCCAAAUCCAGCAGCUGGUCCCUGAAGGAGCUUGCCUUCCUCACCGACCACGUCGGACCGGACCUCAAGGACAGUCAAGGGCUGACUCUCGUCCACGCCGCUAUCUUGGACCGCAGGCCGGACAUUGUGCAUCAGCUUCUCGAGCCGGGAGGCGCCAAACCGUGGCACCGAAUAUUCAGGAGACGGUUCUCCCUUUUUCAUUUCGCAGCCUCGGUGGGAUGCGAGUCGUGCUACGCGGAGUUGCGCUGCCACCCAGAGAUCCGGCCGGCGGAGGAGACGCGGGACCGGAACGGAAUGCUGCCCUUGCACGUCGCUGCCCUUCGCGGGCAAGUGAACGUGGCGGAAGCUAUUCUCAAGGCGCAUUUUGACGGAGCGGAGGAGAAUGAGGAGUACGUGAAUCGUGAGACGUCAGAAGCUGGGCAUACUGCGUUGUAUCUCGCGAUAGCGCGGGCCGAAGAUGAUGCUACAGCUAGAUUCUUGGCAAUGUACCCCGGCGUCGACUUCCUCGUGGAUCGUCAGGUACGGCAGACAGCGCUUCAUGUUGCGGCGUCUCGCAAACGACACGGUCUAUUGCGGUUUCUCCUUUCUCGAGCACCCGAGCAUCAGCUCAAUGUGCAGAACGAAGACGGUGAGACGGCAUUGCAUAUUAUUGCCCGGCAUGGUGACCGAGAAACAUUGAACGCUGUCUUGGACCUCCCCUCAAUUGAACUUGACGUGACGGCCAACGACGGAUCAACACCACUGGUUGAUGCUGUGACGAACGGGAACAUGGAGGCGAUGGAAGCCUUGAUCGGCUGCCCGGGUGUGGAUAUCACGGCGUUACGGCGGCCUUUGGAGCCCUUUGGGUUUUCUGCACUGGAGCAUAUCUUGCAAGAGGCAAACGGCAACGAUGGUUCUGGGGGGUACGUCGAUAUUCUGGAGUGCUUGCGAGUGCGUUGUCCCGAGCUAGAAGACGAUCUUUAUGAGGCUUCAAUGGCUGAGAUGGAGACGGAUGACGGUGAUAUGGAGGUUGAGUAA